UCUGCUGCAGAGUUGCGGAGAAAAAUGUAUCAAGUUUAUUUGCUAUCAUGCAUAUUUCUUACAAUAUUUGGCGUUUGUGUCAACGGGUGCUUGAUAACCAAUUGUCCUAGGGGAGGAAAAAGAAGUGGAAAGAUUCCUCUUAUUGAAAGAAAUAUCAAGCCGCAGUGUAUAUCAUGCGGUCCAGGACAAAUAGGUCAAUGUUUCGGACCAAACAUCUGCUGUGGCCCAUUCGGUUGCCUGAUGGGUACAUCAGAAGCAUUGGUAUGUCAGCAAGGGCUGUUCCACGAGAGAAUACCAUGCACUGCUGGGAGCGGAUCUUGCAGAAAAGGAACUGGACGAUGUGCUAUAGAUAAUAUAUGUUGUAGCCAAGAUGCUUGUCACAUAGACAAAGAAUGCGGCCCUGAAGAAAGGCUCAAACCUUUUCCAGAUACACCAGCUGGUCUAGAUUUAUACAACCUAAUCAACUACCCUUCAGAAACGUUCAGCGACAAGUAGGCCUGAAGCUUGCAUCUAACAUGUCAUCACGUGUACUUAGUUUUUUAAUAAAGCAAAUAGAC
This is a messenger RNA of Acanthoscelides obtectus, 557 nucleotides long. The record is from the annotation of a GenBank genome assembly. Lineage: Eukaryota; Metazoa; Arthropoda; Insecta; Coleoptera; Chrysomelidae.